UAACCCGACUAAUAACAUCCACCUCACCCUCUGGCCUCUGGGAGAUGAUAACAUUUGGGAUUAAGGAAAAGCCCAAUUCCAGCAAAAAUUAGACGAACUGGACAUAACUACCGACGUCGAUAGCCCAGCCCACUACCCAAUCGUAGCCCAUACUUUUAAUCAUAGUGGGACCACCACGGGAAAACAAGUUAGGUUUUUUUAGCACGACGGAAGAGCAGACUCCGCGCCGCCGGGAGAAAAGAAGGAAAAAGAAGUGGCAGACAAAUCGUUCUACGCUCUCUACAGCAUAUAUACUUUUGAUCUUGAACUCGAGCUAUCUAUCCCUUUCUUUUCGAUCUUCCGUCAAUGGUGGUCGGCGCUUCUUCUAGGGUUCUCAACGGCGGCAGCCAUUUCUCAUCGUUGGCUUGGCUCCACCGUCAGCCCCCGGACUUCGAAAGCCAAGUUUGGUUUUCCCUUCGAAUGCCUCCCUCCCUCCUCUCUUCUUCUUAUUCGCCUGUAUAGCUCAUGCAAGCAUCUCUGCGCCGAAGAUGAGGAAACCCAAAAGUUUGCUAUGGAAAUUGAUGGCCUGGUUAGAUGAUAUCAUACCGUGGUACCAAGAUCCCUGGCAAAAUUGUCACAGACAUUGCUCUUGCAUGAUGUUUGGUGCAAUUGAAUUGAGUUAGUUUGGUGAUAUAGGUUAAGAGGGUAAGUUUAUAAGGAAAGGAUGCUCAUCCAGCCAAUUCAGAUCCAAUUAUGUGCAGAGCCAAGUGCGAAGACUCGGGUGCUAAACCUAAAUUUUGAUUCUUUAUUUGCAUUCAAGUGUAGAAAAUAGAAGCAUUACUGCUAUGUUAGUGUUGUUAAUACUGGGUUGCAUUAUCUCCAUGGGAAAGUGGUAAAAGCAGAGCCACAAAUACAUUGAGCGAUGGCAAUCUAAGCUGCCCGCGCUAUCCAUUCAUAUCAGCAGCCCCCAUCCAUCAUCCACGUGUCAUUACACUGUUAACUGCUUAUCUAUCUCCCCACUCCCGCAACAAACCAACUUGCAAAGCAACUGGAAGACGCCAGCCAUCAACAGAUUAAGUUUCCUUCCAGUUCUGUUUUUGGGAUCUAGACACAAGUUUUUGGGGGAAGAUCAUCUAGCUAUCUAUCAUGGAGACUGGUAUAGCCUACUGUGGUCGUGGGGCAUUCAUGCCUUCACAGCAUUCAAAAUCUUUGGUGUCCCCUUCAUCCAUCUCUCCUUCCUUCAGCUCCAGGAGCCUGAAGUCAAGCUCAUUGUUUGGAGAAGCUUUGAGGCUGGUUCCAAGAUCUUCAUCGUCAUUUAAGGUUUCCAAGGCAAAGAGCACUGCUCUCAUCACCAGAAGUGAGAUUGGUGACAGUCUGGAAGAGUUUUUGAAAAAGGCAACCACAGACAAGGGACUGAUCAGGGUGCUGACUUGCAUGGGAGAGGCAAUGAGGACAAUCGGGUUCAAAGUAAGGACAGCAUCUUGUGGAGGAACUGCGUGUGUCAACUCCUUUGGAGAUGAGCAGCUUGCUGUUGAUAUGCUUGCUAACAAGGUGCUCUUUGAGGCCUUGGAGCACUCUCACUUCUGUAAAUAUGCUUGCUCUGAGGAAGUACCUGAGCUUCAAGACAUGGGAGGACCAGUUGAAGGUGGAUUCAGUGUUGCCUUUGAUCCACUGGAUGGAUCGAGCAUUGUGGACACAAAUUUUGCAGUUGGCACCAUCUUUGGAGUGUGGCCAGGAGAUAAACUAACUGGGAUUACAGGUGGGGAUCAAGUGGCUGCUGCCAUGGGGGUUUAUGGUCCUCGGACUACUUAUGUUCUUGCAAUCAAGGGCUACCCUGGCACUCAUGAGUUCCUCCUUCUGGAUGAAGGAAAAUGGCAGCAUGUGAAGGAAACCACUGAAAUCGGCGAAGGAAAACUAUUCUCACCUGGCAACUUGAGAGCAACAUUUGACAAUCCUGAUUAUGACAAGCUGAUCAACUACUAUGUCAAGGAGAAGUACACCUUGAGAUACACAGGAGGAAUGGUGCCGGAUGUGAACCAGAUCAUUGUGAAAGAGAAAGGUGUCUUCACCAACGUCAUAUCGCCAACUACCAAGGCGAAGCUGAGGUUGCUGUUCGAGGUAGCUCCACUGGGGCUCUUAAUUGAGAAUGCCGGAGGUUACAGCAGCGAUGGCCACCAAUCUAUUCUAGACAAGGAGAUCAUUGGACUCGACGACAGAACUCAAGUUGCUUACGGGUCCAAACAGGAGAUCAUUCGGUUUGAAGAAACUCUAUACGGGAAGUCAAGGCUCAAGGAGGCUGGUGGUGUUCCUGUUGGUGCUGCUGCUUAAGACAUCUCCAAUACAACUACAAGCUACUCCUGCUUUGUUGGGCAAGAAACUUUAAACUAUCAUGUACACAGCCUGCCUCAAUAACUAGCAUAUCAGCCAGAUCACAUAUUGCGAAUGGAACUGAAAUGGUUUCACAUAUGAUGGAAGUGUAAUGCAAAUGAUCUGGUAUUUUGUCCCUCUGUUAUGUUUUGUUGGCUUAAAACAUACAGAAUUAUAUGCCAAGGGCAAGCCUUCACACCUAGCUGACUAAGUAAGAACUGACCAGGGAGGCAAAUGUGUGGUGUUGUGUCUUGUUGACUAACUUCAACCCGUAAAGUCAAAUUUGGCUACCCAAAUAGUCAAAUAUGGCUUUUUAGCUCCCCAAACCCCAUUUUCACUCCAACCCUACACAAUGCUAAAUUUAGCUUCCUACUUACCUUUUUCCAAUUUAUUACAAUAAAGCAUACUUAUUUGA
Messenger RNA from Linum trigynum, 2761 nucleotides. Lineage: Eukaryota; Viridiplantae; Streptophyta; Magnoliopsida; Malpighiales; Linaceae. The record is from the annotation of a GenBank genome assembly.